UAAAAUGGAGUAUUUUUGAAUUAACAUUUCACUUUUUAUAUUUAUAUUAACUAAUGUUUAUAAAUGAAACAGUAUUGUUUAGUUUAAGCAUGUUGUCUGUUAUUUUAAAGAAGUCAUGUUUGAGAAAAAUAAAAACACAAUGUCUCAUCAACGUUGCAUGACUGAAAUGUAUUAAAAUAUGUUAGACUGUCUGUCUUCUGUCGGAAUCAGUGUUGUUGUGUAUAAAGGCGUGGUCAAACACUAAACGCUGUCACACUGUCGCAGUGAGAACGACGCGUCGUCGGAGAACGAGCAGCUCUUGAGUCGCAGCAUGGACAGUGAUGAAGAAGCAGCUCAGGACAAACAGGGAACCGCUGACCUCUGUCUACUGUCUCUGGUGCAUCUGACACGGGACAAGACCUGCUCCACCAACACCACCAACACCAAUAACACCAUCAACACCAGCAGCAGCAGCAGAGCCACCGGGAUUCACAGCAGGAGGAAGAAGAUCCUGGAUCUGUACACCAAGGCCUGCAGUGUGGCAGAAGGUCUGAGUCCCACCGAGCUCCCGUUCGACUGUCUGGAGCGCAGCAGCCGGAUGCUCAGCGCCACCUACAGCACAGACAAGGCAGUGGUGAAGACCUGGAGACACCUGGCCGAGAGCUUCGGCCUGAAGCGUGACGAGAUCGGAGGAAUGACGGACGGCAUGCAGCUGUUCGACCGCAUCAGUACAGCGGGAUACAGCAUCCCUGACCUGCUGACCCGUCUGGUGCAGAUCGAGCGACUGGACGCCGUCGAGACCCUCUGCUUCGACAUCCUGGGCCCCGAGAACAGCGUCCCCCCGUCCAGCCACCAUCCCAAUCUGAGCUCGCGCUGCGCCAGCGUCUGACAGACCCAUCCAGACCUCGUCUGAGUCUCUGGAACACAUGCGGCGCAGAAACUGCUCUAAACAAGACUUAACACACACACACACACACACACACACACACACACACUUCCGUGAGCUUGGUUAUAGCGCACUAAUUUUGUACUUAAUAUACCCAGACCGUCUGAGAGAAUGAGUUCACAGGCUAAUAUAAUAAUAAUAGAAACAUGAUUAUAAGCUGAUCCCUUGUAACGCAAGCCUCGUUCAGACUCUCAGCUCAGAUCUGGUUUGAUGCGUGUCAGGACUCAAUCUGAUCUGAAUAUCUUACUGUCAGUAUAACUGUUCAAAUCUGAUUUGUGUGUCCAUUAGCACACUGUUUUAGGGAAUGUGUGUUGGUUUCGAUGGGAACACCGUUGCGUGGUUAUGUCUGCGCUAAAAACAGCAAUACAGUUUCAAUGCAGAUGUUGUUUUACGACAUGACAAACGAUGAUAUUCAUGUCAUGAGUGUCAUGAGGCUUCGGCAGAAACACAGGAAUCUGGAAUGUGUGAAUAUAUUCAAACUCGUUUCUAAAAAAAUCAGAAAAGAAUCCGAUCUGACCACAUAAUAUUUUUAGUAUAUUAAAUACAAAAUUAGUGCGCACAGAGCACUUUAUUACAUGAUGAAAUUGUGCUUUUCUCUGACCUCCCGAUCAUCUCUCACAGAAAACACUUUCAGAUGUGAAAUCUGUGAAGCACUGAUGAUCUUUUUCACAGGAUUCUUCUCUGUGGCUUGUAAACGACUCCUAAUUAACGUCAUUAACAGAAAAGAUCAGCAGUCAUCGUCUGAAUCCUUUCAUUUAGAGAACAUCUCUCAGGACAGAUGGAGGAAUCAUUUCUACAGACUCUUAAACUGGGAUCUUAAGUGCGGUCAGGGUCGUGUUUUAUUCUCAGUGUUUCGUUCCUGCAGUUUUCCUGAAGCAUCUCACAGACUGAGUUCAUGUUCGUUAAACGCUCUGAACGAAGCUAGCUGACAAACACAUCUGUUUCAAGGCAAGACGCUCAGGGAGAACGAGUCAAUAUUACUACAGCUCACCAGCUUCACCACAGUGCAGUCAAACUCAAGCUUUCUGAACACUCAUCUUUAAAUAUGCAUUCGUUUCCAGACCACAAAUCUGAGCUAAAGUCAGGGGGGAUGUUGGAUUUCUCUUUUUAUUACUCCAUAAAUCAGAGAAUAUAGAUCAAGUGCAAUAAAAUAUACACUUUAAAGUGUAUUUGGGAAGCUUUCUUUACACUAGUCUGGAGCAACAUAGAUUAAAAUCUCAUUGUAGAAGAGCAAAGGGACUUUUGUUACUGUUGUACAAUAAACAGUUCUGGUACUGCGACUAAAACAUUUUUUUUUUAAAAUGCAUAAUGAUAAUCAUUUAAAAAAAAAUAGAUUUAAUAACACAAAUAAUGAGUAGACACUUAAAUAUUUAAAACAAAUCUGGUAUUACUACUAUUUUUAUUACAUUUAUUAAAAAAUAGUGAGAGUCUCUUUCAAAUUGUUUAAAUUCAUAAUUUAAUAAUACGAAAUAAAUUGAAACAAUUUUAAAUAAAAACGUUUACAUUUGUUACUUUUGUAUAAUAAACAACUUCUACUAUUAUAUUUAUUUGUAAAAAAACAUCUAUUUUAAAAUACAUUUUAUACAAAUAAAAAAAUACAUUUACAGUUUUGUUAGUUUUAUAUAAUAAACAGUUGUGGUCCUAUUAUUAUUAUUAUUAUUAUUAUUAAGAAAUGUGUUUUUAAGAAAACUAUUUUAAAAUAUUGAAGAAAAAAAAGUGUUUUCCUGCAGUGUCUUGCCUAAAUGUUACAUUGAUGUGAGAAAAACUCUCAAAUAUGGUACAAGUACAUCAGAAGUGUGUGUGUGUGUGUGUGUGUGUGUGUGAUCCCACAUUCACCUUCGAUGAACUCACUGUAUCUGCUCACUUUCAGAAUAUGGAGUCAAUGAAAUUUUGACAGAAACAUUAAUCUGUUUAAGAGUCAUAGAGCUGCAGCUUGUGUGUGUGUGUGUGUGUGUGAGCGCUGCUGCUGGACUAAUUGGGUGGAAUUGGUGUUUUAUGACUCCGAGUGUAAAGCGGCUGUGAUUUCCAGCACCUCAUUAACUAAUAACCAGAACGGAAAAGCUGUAAAGUGUGUGAUGGGGAGCAGAGACAGCUGUGUAAACCUUUAACUGCACACAGCAGCGAGACGCUUUAACACACACACGCACGCACACACACACUCACACACACACACACUCACACACUCACACACACACACACACACACACACACACACACACACACAGAUCGUAUGUGUAUCCUCCCCGUGUCUCAUGUUAAUGUAUAUACUGAAUAUCAACUAACAGUGUGUUUUCUGCUCCACUUGUAAAUCCUCUUCAGGCUGAUGAUCAUGUUUCUAGCAGAGCUCCUGGAUCUAUAUGACCAUCACAACUGUAUAUAUAACUUAUUAUUGUACAUA
Messenger RNA from Carassius auratus (goldfish), 3323 nucleotides. RefSeq names its product tumor necrosis factor receptor superfamily member EDAR-like. The coding region runs from base 311 to 868 and encodes 185 amino acids. The record is from RefSeq and is a predicted model, not a curated record. Gene Ontology annotation, molecular function: signaling receptor activity. The transcript has 3 exons. Gene Ontology annotation, cellular component: plasma membrane. NCBI's taxonomy places the organism in Eukaryota, Metazoa, Chordata, Actinopteri, Cypriniformes, Cyprinidae. Gene Ontology annotation, biological process: positive regulation of canonical NF-kappaB signal transduction; positive regulation of JNK cascade.